Molecule: messenger RNA, 2532 nt
Organism: Rotaria socialis
Lineage: Eukaryota; Metazoa; Rotifera; Eurotatoria; Philodinida; Philodinidae
Source: the annotation of a GenBank genome assembly
AUGCCGUUUGCAUCUAUUAGAUCCCUCAGUGAAUUUGAGGAGGAAGAUGAGAUUCUGUUCUCAGUUAAUUCUGUGUUAUAUAUCAUAGAUAUUAACCAAACAAAUGAGGGCCUCUGGUGCAUAAAACUAUCAUGGACAAAUGAAACUGAUCAGCAGCUUAAUAAUCUUGCUGAAAGACUUCGUGAAGAAAUUCAAGGAUCGACAGCAUGGCACAGAUUGGGUUACUUUGUGAUACAACUGGGCGAAUAUAGCACAGCAGAAGAAAUCUACGCAAUAUUCCUUGAUCACAUAUCUGAUAGUAAUGAAGAAGCGAAGAUUUAUUUCCAACUUGGGCUAAUUAAAGAUAAACUGGGGCAGUAUGUUCAAGCGAUCUCGUUUUACACUAAAUCAGUUGAAAUCUUUCAAGCAAAGAAAACACUACAUCAUAUCGAUUUAGCUGUUGCUCUUAGUAGUAUAGGUACUGUGUACCGGAAGAUUGUUGACUAUUCUAAAGCUCUCUUCUAUUGCGAGAAAGCACUUGAUAUUGCAGAAAACGCUUUACCUACAGAUUCUCCUAGUUUGGCUACGUCAUACAAUAAUAUUGGCAAUAUUUAUAUAGAUUUAGGCGAGUAUUCGAAAGCAUUAUCGUUCUAUGAGAAAGCUCUUAACAUUUUUGAGAUCAGUCUUCCGAAAAAUCAUCCUACCAUGGCUAAAUCAUAUAAUAGUAUUGGUAUGGUGUAUUACAAUCUGAGUGAUUAUCUGAAAUCAAUAUCCUUCUACAAACAAGCGAUUGAUAUUUGUGAAAAAUCUCUUCCUCCGAAUCAUCCAGAUAUGGUUCAGUCUUUUAACAAUCUUGCUCUAGCGAAUAUAAAUAUUGGUAAAUACGGGGAAGCAUUAUUAUACUUUGAGAAAGCUCUCCGAAUUCACCAGCAAUCGUUAACGAAAAGUCAUCCUGAUCUAGGUCAAACUUAUAAUAAUAUCGGUUUGGUGUAUUGUAAGAUGAAUGACUUUUUACAAGCAUCUGUGUUCUACAAAAGAGCUCUUGAAAUCUAUAAGAAAUCACUUCCAUUAAAUCAUCCAUACCUAGCUCAAUUGUAUGAAAACAUUGGUAGAAUGCAUAAGUACGUGAAUGAUCAAGAAACAGCACUUAAAUAUUUUGACAAAGUGGUGACUAUUCGACGCAAAGUUCUCCCACCGAAUCAUCCUGAUUUAGCUCGUUCCUUGACCAAUAUUGGCAACUUCUACUGGGUUCGUAAAAAUAAUAUAUUUCAUCGUCUUGGUAUACCUGGUCCAGCUCGCAUUCCUCUUGGAGAAUUUUUUCAUGUCAUUCAAAAGGGUGCAAGAAUCAACGAUGUUGACUUGAUCCGAAAAUAUGGAAAAGUUGUCGGGCGAACUAUUGAAGGUAUAACAGGUCCUUUUGAACAUGGACUUCCGGUAUUAAAAGACGAACAAUGGAAAAAUGCUCGAUCGAUUGUAUCACCGACAUUCUCGUCAGCAAAACUGAAAGCAAUGUAUACUCUUAUGAAUGAAACGAGUGAUACGUAUCGUGAUCGACUUUUGGAAUAUGCUGAUAAAAAAGAAAUAUUCAAUAUCAAUACACUCACUGAAAAAUAUACACUUGACACAAUUUCUUCCUGUCUGUUUGGCAUUGAAACAAACUCGCUGAAAAACGAAAAUGCCACUUUGAUUAAGCAUUUGAAAAAAUUCUUUACCAUUGAUUUCACCAAUAUAUUUCUUUAUAUGCUUGUAAUAUCACCUCGAUUGGCUAGAUAUCUGGCUAAAAAAGGCUAUUCAAUUUUCCCAAGUGACACCAUUAACUAUGUAUCGAAUAUUGUAAAUCAUGUAAUAAGUCAACGUCGACAACAUUUGGAAAGACGAAAUGAUUUUAUUCAAAUGAUGAUUGAUCACGAAGAAGCGGUGAAAGUCGAGGAAGCCAUGACUGAACAAACAAAAGCAAAGGACCCACAACAACAAUGGGGAACACUUAAAAAAAGUUUGAAUGACAAAGAAAUAUUUGCUCAAGGGCUUGUGUUUUUGGCUGCCGGUUUUGAAACGACAAGUGUAUUAUUAUCAUUCUUUUUUUAUGUCAUGGCAACAGAGCCAAUUGUACAAGAAAAAGUUUAUGAAGAAAUUCAACAAGAACUCGGAGAUGAUGAAAUUUCCUAUGAAAAAGUGAAUCAACUUCAAUAUUUAGAUAUGGUUAUUAAUGAGACACUUCGAAUGUAUCCGCCGUUUAUAAAAUUAGAUCGUGUCGCGUCGCAAGAUUAUCAACUUGGUGAUUAUCAUAUGCCAAAAGGUUCAUUUGUGACUGUGCCUAUUUAUCCAAUUCAUCAUGAUCCUGAAUAUUGGCCUGAACCAGAAAAUUUUAUAGCUGAGCGAUUUUCACCAGCUGAGAAAGCGAAACGACAUCCUAUGACAUUUCUGCCUUUUGAUGAUGGACCUCGCAAUUGUAUUGGAAUGCGAUUUGCUUUGUUAGAGGCAAAAAUUGCCAUUGCUAAAGCACUUCGCGUUGUAGAAUUUGAAAAAUGCGAAAAAACGGAAGUUCCGCCGUGA